Molecule: messenger RNA, 2359 nt
Organism: Trichomycterus rosablanca
Lineage: Eukaryota; Metazoa; Chordata; Actinopteri; Siluriformes; Trichomycteridae
Gene: lrrfip1b
Product: leucine rich repeat (in FLII) interacting protein 1b
Exons: 16
Coding region: 293-1759 (488 amino acids)
Biological process (GO): regulation of transcription by RNA polymerase II
Molecular function (GO): RNA polymerase II cis-regulatory region sequence-specific DNA binding; DNA-binding transcription factor activity, RNA polymerase II-specific
Source: RefSeq, a predicted model, not a curated record
UAUUAUCCAGGAUUUUUGGUGUGGUGGGUUUGACUUCUGGAUGCAGAUGUUGACUGAUCAACAGGCUUUGGUGGUGAUUCACGCGCGCUAUGUGUAAUCAAAUAGGUGACACGUUUCACUGCUGUGUGUUCAGUGAAUGGAAACAUAGAUUAACCCGAUACAUCAGGACACUUCUGUCUUAACGAACACAGUAGAAAUUCGCACCCACUUUUAGCACAUCUUUAUAAUUGCUGGACUAUUCGGUUUAGAUUUUCUCAUUCUAUAAAUCGUUAAUAUUAUUAUAAAUAAUACAAUGGGAACUCAGGUCACUGGAAGGAAGAGGAUUCCCAAUCGGGAGAAGGUAUCAGCAGAGGAUGAUGCUUUGAGCCAAAUAGCUCGGGAGGCGGAGGCAAGAUUGGCAGCCAAGCGGGCUGCUCGGGCAGAAGCUCGGGAGAUUCGCUUAAAGGAACUGGAGAGACAGCAGAAAGAGGAGGACAGUGAACGGUACUCACGCCACUCACGGAGACAUACCUCGAUCUCAGAUGAUGAGGAGAGGAUGUCUGUUGGAAGUCGUGGAAGUUUGAGGGUUGAAGAAAGGGCAGAUUUCCUGGAGAAGGGGUCAAGAACAGCAUCCACUCUCUCUGCUGCCACUUUGGCCUCAUUAGGAAGGGGAUUCUCUCGGAGGGGUAGCUGUGAUACCUCAAUAUCCGCUGACACAGAAGCCUCUAUACGAGACAUGAAGGACUCUUUGACUGAGGCUGAGGACAGAUAUCGGAGGGCUAUGGUGUCCAACGCUCAGCUGGACAACGAGAAGGCUAACCUGAUGUACCAGGCGGACACACUAAAAGACACACUGAUGGAGCUGGAGGAAGUGCUGUAUGAAACACGCAGGGAGUGUGAUGAGAAAAACAAGGAGUUGGAGCGAGAGCGACAUGCUCACAGUGUCUUGAGCUUUCAGUUUACUGAGGUGAAGGAAACAUUAAUGCAGAGUGAGGUGGUACUAAAGGAUGCACACCAGUUGCACAUGAAGCAGGAGAGCUACGUUAAAGAGAUCGCUGAUCUGAAGGAAACACUGGAAUGGAAGGAGAAAAAAAUUGGGGCCUUAGAGAGACAGAAGGAGUAUUCAGAUAUUGUGCAAGAUGAACGUGAUGAACUAAGGGAUGAGGUUUUCCGGCUCAGGAAUGCUCUAAAGAAACAUGGCAUUGCUCUUGAAUCAGAUGUAACAACGAAUGGUGAAACAAGCAACGUGAUUAAUGGACCUGAACACUCUAAAUCAGCUCAAGAGACACCUACUAGGUGUGGGGACAGCAAGUUGGAGAUCCGUAUGAGAAAGCUGGUUGAUGAAAGAGACAGUUUGCUUGAGCAGGUCAGAAAGCUUAAAUUAGUCGCUGACCAGAAGCAGAGGAAUGGCACACAUGAAGAUGUAAGCCCAGGUGACGAUGACCUUCAAAGCAAUAAAGACCCUCAUAUUCUCGACUUACAGAGAGAUGCUAACAGGCAAAUCAGUGACCUGAAAUUUAAACUGGUAAAGUCAGACCAAGAGGUUACAGCACUUGAGCAAAAUAUUAUUCGUCUAGAGAGUCAGGUGACUCGCUACAAAACAGCCUCUGAAGCAGCUGAAAAGGUGGAGGAUGAGCUGAAAGCGGAGAAACGUAAACUGCAAAGAGAGCUAAGAUCAGCUCUGGAUCGUAUUGAUGAAUUACAAAACAGCAACAGCCACCUUUCCAAGAGACUGGAAAAGAUGAAGGCCAAUCGCAGUGCCAUGCUUGCCCAGCAGUGAUACCCGACCAAGCUGCGCUGCCAACCUGAAAGCCGCUUUCCUUGACAUCUCUGUAGCAUCUGCACAUAUCAGCCCAUUUAUCCCGGAGUCUGUAACAUGCGACGCAUUCCAUUUUAACAAUAAUAAUGUCCUGCAGAUUUGUGAAGUCAAGUGGGAGCACACUCAGUGAAUCCAGUACAGUACCCCAAUAAAGACUAUUGAUGUUCCAUGUGAUGAAGUAGCAGGACUUUUUAAGCGCACUCUAAAUAAGCACUGGACAAACUGGACAAUCUUAAUGGCUUUUUACUAUCGGCUAUGCUGUAGCUUCCACAGUGUUCACGUAAAUGUACAGAAAUGCCUGGACUGACUAUUGAGCACAAUGACUAGUGUGGCAUUGAAGCAUUAUGUAUGCAGCCUUCGGUGCCACCUACUGGAUCAUGCACUUUAUUACAGAAGAAACCCUCUGGUGGUGAGAAGAGUCAACUGUGAGGCUGGGAGAGAGAAAUGUAGAGUAUCUGCAGAUUUGACCACACAUGUACAGGUUUUUAUUGAAGUAAAUAUAGUAUCUGGUUAAACCCUAAUGUUCUGUUUACUGCUUGGCAUAACUUGGUUUCAUUUUAA